AUGGCCCAACCACCUGAGUCGGAGCCAUUGGUCGUCUCUUUGUGGGCCAGAUCUUUGAUCUCAGGCUCAGUUGCUGGCCUCACCGUUGAUUGCUCAUUGUACCCUUUGGAUACCAUCAAAACACGCCUCCAGAAAGCCAGGAGCCAUGUACCAUUCGCUCCUGCGCCUAGUCUAUCCUUGAAACAAACCAUCCGAGGGAUCUAUGCCGGUCUCCCUUCCGUCCUUUUCGGCUCGGCACCGUCCGCAGCGUCCUUCUUCAUUGUUUACGAUGGCGUGAAACGCUCUCUUCUGCCGUCCUCGAGCUCAGAGACUCCAUCACGAACACACCUGAUCCUCACGCAUUCGCUCGCUUCUUCGAUGGGAGAGAUGGCUGCCUGUGCCGUUCGGGUACCUACGGAAGUAGUUAAGCAGCGGGCACAGGCGGGUCUCUUUGGCGGCUCCAGCCUGCUCGCUCUAAAAGACAUUCUUGCCCUGCGCCAUCCGGACGCCACCGGUGGUACGAAGCGAGGCUACGGACAGGUGGUGCGGGAGUUAUACCGCGGCGCAGGCAUUACCAUCGCGCGAGAGAUCCCGUUCACAGUGCUACAGUUCACCAUGUGGGAGUCGAUGAAGGAGGAGUAUGCCAAAAGCAUGCAGCGUGAGAGUUCCGACCCAUCUGGAGGAGGCCAGGUCCCGGCCUCCACGAGUGCCAUGUUCGGUAGUGUUGCCGGGGCCAUCGCAGCGGGACUUACCACGCCGCUGGACGUCAUCAAGACGCGGGUGAUGUUGGCUCGACGAGGUGAAAAAGGUGCCCGUGUGCGCAUCAGGGAUGUGGUGCAGGAUGUCACCAAGGAAGGGUUGGGGGCUUUUUGGAGAGGCAUUGGGCCGCGCGUGGCCUGGAUUGGCAUUGGGGGUGCAGUGUUCCUGGGCAGUUAUCAGUGGGCGUGGAAUACCCUGGAACGGAAGGGUCAGUCGGAACGGUAA
Aspergillus tanneri is the source of this 963-nucleotide messenger RNA. It is a transcript of the gene PET8, whose product is annotated as putative mitochondrial carrier protein (Pet8). Gene Ontology annotation, cellular component: mitochondrial inner membrane. The transcript has 2 exons. Bases 1 to 963 code for a protein of 320 amino acids. Gene Ontology annotation, molecular function: S-adenosyl-L-methionine transmembrane transporter activity. NCBI's taxonomy places the organism in Eukaryota, Fungi, Ascomycota, Eurotiomycetes, Eurotiales, Aspergillaceae. The record is from RefSeq and is a predicted model, not a curated record.